This is a messenger RNA of Zalophus californianus (California sea lion), 3425 nucleotides long. It is a transcript of the gene NQO2, whose product is annotated as N-ribosyldihydronicotinamide:quinone reductase 2. Bases 387 to 1082 code for a protein of 231 amino acids. The record is from RefSeq and is a predicted model, not a curated record. The transcript has 7 exons. Gene Ontology annotation, cellular component: cytosol. Gene Ontology annotation, molecular function: NAD(P)H dehydrogenase (quinone) activity. Lineage: Eukaryota; Metazoa; Chordata; Mammalia; Carnivora; Otariidae.
GGGCGGCGCGCCGGGAGAGGGCCGGGAAGAGAGAACCGCUGGGCUCUGGGGACCUGCGGGGCCGUGCCGAGGCAGCACCAGUGCACGCGGCCUGGCGGCACAGAGCGCAGUCGCAGCUCUCCGCCCGGCGGACAAGUGAGAGUACGGGGCCCCGGGGGGCCGGAACCUCGCGCAGACGCCUGGAGCUUCGCUUCCGAAGGCGGAGGGCUGAGUCCUUCCGCUGCUUCUCCCCAGGGCCUGCGCUGCCCGCAGUAUUGUUGGCGUUGCUGAGGAGAGUGACCACAGCUGAAAGCCUGCAGCUCGCCACGCUGAAUCCUGUGCCCAUGAUUAACAGCAGACCCUCCCUCUGGUAGUAGUCAGAAGGGAAGAAUCCAUCUUCUUAGAACAUGGCAGGCAAGAAAGUGCUCAUUGUCUAUGCUCACCAAGAACCCAGGUCUAUCAACGGCUCCUUGAAGAAAGUGGCAAUGGAAGAGCUCAGCAGACAGGGCUGCACCAUCACCGUGUCUGACCUGUACGCCAUGGACUUCGAGCCGCGGGCCACCAGGAAAGAUGUCAUCGGUGCUCUCUCUAAUCCCGAGUUCUUCAACUAUGGGGUGGAAGUAUAUGAAGCCUUUAAGAAGAGGUCUCUGGCCAGUGACAUAACUGACGAACAGAAAAAGGUUCAGGAAGCUGAUCUAGUGAUAUUUCAGUUCCCGCUGUACUGGUUCGGCAUGCCGGCUAUCCUGAAGGGUUGGAUGGACAGGGUGCUGUGUCAGGGCUUUGCCUUUGACAUCCCAGGAUUCUACGAUUCCGGUUUUCUCAAGAAUAAAUUGGCCCUCCUCUCGUUAACCACGGGGAGCACAGCCGAGAUGUACACGAGAACCGGAGUCAGCGGAGAUUUCCGGUACUUCCUGUGGCCCCUCCAGCAUGGGGCACUGCACUUUUGUGGAUUUAAAAUCCUCGCCCCUCAGAUCAGUUUUGCUCCUGAGAUUGCCUCAGAAGAAGAGAGGACGGCUAUGGUGGCGUCCUGGGCCCAGCGGCUGAAAACCAUCUGGGAGGAAGAGCCCAUCGACUGCACGCCUCCUUGGUACUUCGGGCAAUGACACUUCGCGCCUUAUCCACGGCACAGGCACUGCCUGCACAUGCAAAGAGAUGAUCCCGUAAUAAAAGGAAAUUACAACAGAGUGAGCUGGAGGUAGUUAAUGUCGGGUAGGACCGGGUGUCCUACAGCCGAUCCAGCAUUUCAGCCGUCCGCUGGUUACCCGGAAUUCUGUUCCAACGAGGCCGUUAUUCACCCGGGCUUGCUUUUCUCUUCUGAUGUCUUUCCAUCUCCCUGUGUUCAACCUUUGUGGGUAUCUUGUUCUCAAACAGUUCUCCUGGUGUGGCAUAGUUUUUUCCUUUUGUUUUAUUUCAUAACUCAACUUGGGAAUUUCUGUUUUUUCAUAGGAAGGUUGAAUAUUUGAUAGCCAGUGUUGGAGGGCUGUGUUUGGACUUCUUUCUUCCAUCUCUCUCUCUUUUUUUUUUUUGUACGUGCAUGCAUGAUGGCUUUGAAGUUAAUCCAUUUGUAAAGUCGCUGCAUGGAGGUUACCGUGAAAGUCUCCCAGCGUCACUCUGAUGCGUUCACAUGACACUACCAGUAAUUACCCUGAGUGGAGGCACCUGUAGCAGGAGGGGUCUCCCUGAAAUCAGGUUUAAGAGAUUAAAUCUCCUCCUCCUCCUCAAUCAUCACUUCCGAGGAUGGAGCCACUGCCUGCGCACAGGGACCAUCCUUCCUUAACGUCCCCAGUGCCACCCACAGUCCCCUUGUUGGACUGGCCACACAGCUUGUACCUGGACUCUGCUCAUCACACUCCUUCGAGCUGGCACCCUCAUCCUUGAGCAGCCUGUCCCCUGCUCCGCCACCGCCUCCCUCUUCCUUAGCAUCUCCAAACCCUUUUCCAUCUGCCUUUUCUUCCUCCUGUUUUCCACCUAGUGCAUAAUCACACACUUUCCUGUGUGCAUCUCCUUCCUCCUCAUCUGAAUCCCCACGGCCUUCCCCACCAGACACUCCCUCAGAGCCACCAUCCGCAGAUGCUCAGCUUUCAGGACUGUUCCUUCCUCUUUUUUUUCAACACCAUUUUCCUCUAGUUAUUUUUUUGGAGCCCUCUUCAAAAUCCUUUUCAGAGCAAUCUUCCAAUUCUCUUUCCAAGACGUCUUCCUUUUCAGAUUUUCAGGGUCACCUUCAGACUUUUUUCAAAUUCUUCAGUCUUUUUUGAGGUAUUCUUUCGAGACCAUGAUUGGAACUGCCUUCUUCAGAUUCUUUUGGGACUGCGUUCUUUAGCAUUUUUUUCAGAAGCAUCUUCAAAAUCUCCCCAUCUUCUCAUUUUUCGAAUAUCUUUCCAUGUCUGGAUUCUUUACAUGCCAUGUUAGUUGUGGCUUCUUGAGCAUUCAUCCUAGAUGUGCUCGGGUGCUCUGGAAAUGCCUUACUUUAGAAAGCCUUGCCUUUUGGAGCAAAGAUGGAAGUUGAACACAGAAUGCCUCCUUGGCCUCAGGACACUGAAGAAAGACUUCCCUUCUCUCAGCCGUUCCUCCCUCCCUCUUGGGGUCUUCUCAGCCUGGCCAUCCUUAGUCCCACCCCAUGUUUCGACAGGGAUUCAGUGGCCACCAACACACCUUCCAUCGAAGGUUUGAGUGCACAGAUAGUUUCCUCAAGACAUCUGGGUGUCUCUCUAAGAGAAGGAGCUUCCUGACUGGCCCAAGCUUUGAACAGUCUCCAAAGUCUUCUCCUACCUUGAUCAGCACCAGCUCAAAAUCCAUGGGAUGAAACAUUUUGGUAAUGAGCACUCCCCCUUGGGGCAUUCCACAAGCAUUCCAACAGUCCAACUGCUUUUAUUACAGAGCCAGCCCCUACCUGUAGUGCCCCCUCUUCGAAGACCCUUCCGUUGAAACUGAGCUACCUCACUAUGCGAUUUCUAGCUUCUAAUUUCAUCUUCAUCCAAAAGCAUUAUUGCACAAUCCAGAGUCCCUCUUCAAAUAACUGCAAAGCCCAUCUGCUUUAAGAUUCCCUUGGUUUAUCUUUGUAAAACUUGACCAUAAAUUCUGUCUGGGGAUCUCAUAAUCAUGCAAAAUUAGAAGCUGUAUAAAGGCCUCCGCUAUGAUGUCAGUAGGCAAACCAGUUGCAUUUACAUUUGUAGUUCUGUCUUCAACGUGAAGCCUUCCUUUUAUCUCCUCUUUUCAAGAUCAGUGGGUUUGAGGCUCUUUUCUGCAGAGUUUCUUAGCAUUGCCGGCACCUCUCGUAUGUUGGCCACAGACCAGAUGUGCCGGUGCUGAGAAGCUGUACGUGGCCCGAUGCGCGGUGAUCUCACACCUGCCACCUUGCCCAGGUGCCAGCCGGCCGCUGCCCGGAAGAUUGGCUUUCUCCACUGGGAUUCUUGCUGUCUCUGUACAGUUCAUUCACAGUUGCUCAU